AUGUUUCGUACAAUGAUACUACUCAACACGAUGGAUCGUAUCAUGUAUGAAUCACAGCGCCAAGGUCGAAUUUCGUUCUAUAUGACCAAUUAUGGAGAGGAAGCCGCACAAGUGGGUUCUGCUGCCGCUUUCAAAGAGAGCAAGUUGAAAUAUGAGCACACACCCACAAAUACUUAUCGUGAAGCUGGUGUGCUGUUGUGGCGAGGUUUCACCCUAGAACAAAUGAUGGACCAGUGCUAUUCGAACGCUGGAGACGUGAACAAGGGUCGCCAGAUGCCCAUACAUUAUGGAUCACCGGAGCUAAAUUUCUCUACCAUCUCUUCGCCUUUAGCCACACAAAUUCCCAUCGGUGAGUUUGAGAAGUGA
Messenger RNA from Echinostoma caproni, 366 nucleotides. The record is from the annotation of a GenBank genome assembly. NCBI's taxonomy places the organism in Eukaryota, Metazoa, Platyhelminthes, Trematoda, Plagiorchiida, Echinostomatidae.